This is a messenger RNA of Dipodomys spectabilis (banner-tailed kangaroo rat), 2451 nucleotides long. RefSeq names its product extensin-like. The transcript is spliced from 5 exons. Bases 1 to 2451 code for a protein of 816 amino acids. The record is from RefSeq and is a predicted model, not a curated record. NCBI's taxonomy places the organism in Eukaryota, Metazoa, Chordata, Mammalia, Rodentia, Heteromyidae.
AUGCCCUCUGCGCGCCUGGCUCUGGCCACGUGGCUGCGCUGCCGGCCCCUCCCCUGGGAAGAGACCCGUAUUCCCCAGACAACACGCCACACGGCCCGCAGCCCCUCUGGAUCUCUAGGCACGCGGGACCGUUUCCGAUUGGCUCCCAGACCCCUGCAUUGGCCAGGGUCUACAGAAGCGCAGGCCCCCCCAACCCGGCGCAGUACUCACCCGGCCACCUCGGGGUCCCUGGAAGGCCCCGUGGACGUGGCGCGGAGAUCAUCACUGCGCCAGCAGGGCAGCAGCCGGCGCCAGCCAAGCGACCCGCAGGCCCAGGAGCCACAGGCUCCUGCUGCCCCUGCCACCGCCCCCAGCAGGCCCAAGCGGGGCCCUGGACCUACUCCACAGGACAGUGCAGCCACACUGCACUGGGGGCCGGGCCUGUGCUGGGUACUGGACACCCUCCCCAUCACCACUCACUGCGUCCACCCUGCCACGGCCACUCAGCAGCCGUCCACCCCGCCACGGCCACUCACAGCUGCGUUCACCCCGCCACGGCCCACUCAACCUAAGAGACUACCGCCUCCCCACGGCCCACACCCCUCGGCCCACGGCCCACACCCCACACCCCACAGCCCACACCCCAUGACCCACGGCCCACGGCCCACGGCCCACAGCCCACGGCCCAUGGCCCAUACCCCACACACCCCACAGCCCACGGCCCACGGCCCACAGCCCACGGCCCAUGGCCCAUACCACACACACCCCACAGCCCAUAGCCCACACCCCACAGCCCACGGCCCACAGCCCACGGCUCACGGCCCACACCCCACGGCCCACGGCCCACAGCCCACGGCCCACAGCCCACACCCCACAGCCCACACCCCACGGCCCAUGGCCCAUACCCCACACACCCCACAGCCCACAGCCCACGGCCCACACCCCACAGCCCACACCCCAUACCCCACGGCCCACACCCCACAGCCCACGGCCCACAGCCCACAGCCCACGGCCCACAGCCCACACCCCACAGCCCACGGCCCACAGCCCACAGCCCACAGCCCACAGCCCACGGCCCACAGCCCACACCCCACAGCCCACAGCCCACGGCCCACAGCCCACACCCCACAGCCCACACCCCACACCCCACAGCCCACGGCCCACAGCCCACACCCCACACCCCACAGCCCACAGCCCACAGCCCACAGCCCACGGCCCACAGCCCACACCCCACAGCCCACGGCCCACAGCCCACAGCCCACAGCCCACAGCCCACACCCCACGGCCCACGGCCCACAGCCCACACCCCACAGCCCACAGCCCACACCCCACAGCCCACGGCCCACAGCCCACGGCCCACAGCCCACACCCCACACCCCACGGCCCACAGCCCACACCCCACAGCCCACAGCCCACACCCCACGGCCCACGGCCCACACCCCACACCCCACGGCCCACAGCCCACACCCCACAGCCCAUAGCCCACACCCCAUGGCCCACAGCCCAUACCCCACGGCCCACAGCCCACAGCCCACGGCCCACAGCCCACAGCCCACGGCCCACAGCCCACACCCCACAGCCCACGGCCCACAGCCCACAGCCCACACCCCACAGCCCACGGCCCACAGCCCACACACUCCACAGCCCAUAGCCCACGGCCCACAGCCCACACCCCACGGCCCACACCCCAUGGCCCACGGCCCAUACCCCACACACCCCACAGCCCACAGCCCAUGGCCCACAGCCCACACCCCACAGCCCACGGCCCACAGCCCACACCCCACAGCCCACGGCCCACACCCCACGGUCCACGGCCCACACCCCACACCCCACGGCCCACAGCCCACACCCCACAGCCCACAGCCCACACCCCACAGCCCACGGCCCACGGCCCACAGCCCACGGCCCACGGCCCACGGCCCACAGCCCACGGCCCACGGCCCACAGCCCACAGCCCACACCCCACAGCCCACAGCCCAUGGCCCACAGCCCACACCCCACGGCCCACGGCCCACACCCCACAGCCCACGGCCCAUACCCCACACACCCCACAGCCCACAGCCCACACCCCACAGCCCACAGCCCACAGCCCACACCCCACAGCCCACGGCCCAUACCCCACACACUCCACAGCCCACAGCCCACGGCCCACAGCCCACACCCUACGGCCCACACCCCAUGGCCCACGGCCCACACCCCACACACCCCACAGCCCACAGCCCACAGCCCACAGCCCACGGCCCACAGCCCACACCCCACAGCCCACACCUCACACACCCCACACCCCACAGCCCACGGCCCACAGCCCACACCCCACAGCCCACACCCCACACACCCCACACCCCACGGCCCACGGCCCACAGCCCACACCCCAUAGCCCACAGCCCACACCCCACACCCCACAGCCCACAGCACAUGGCCCACACCACUGCUCCAACACCACUUGAGGCUGAGGAGAGCCUGCACGGGUGA